ACUUUUUUGUCAGGUUACCAGAUAUGGUCAGGAUAACUCAUAGUGAUAACCUCCGUCAUAAAAAUUGAAUUGUAAGAAACCCACAACAAUUGGGCUCUAUUGGAUUCACUAAGAGUUACCUGCUAAUCUUAGAAGAUUCACUACACUGAAGUGGUUUGAACUCUUUUGAAACUGAUCUUUAAAAAAUGAAGAAAUUUCAGAAAAGCUUUUAGGAGCAUGUGGAAGGACCAGUUCUUGAAUCCUACAUAAAUAUAAUAAAUCUCAUAGGUGCAUUAAACAUGUCAAAAUAUGACACCUGAGUUAAAAGUUUAUGGGGAGGAGUAGCAAAAGGAUCAGCCAUGUGGUAGAGUCUCCUUCUCUGGCUGGAUGACCAUCAGUUGGGAGGGCUUCCUGCCAGCAGAAGAGGAUCAGACUGGAUGGACCUUGUGGUCUCUUCCAACCCUAUGAUUAUCAACCUAGCACAGUCAAUCAAUCAAAUAGUUUAUUGUACUAUCCCAAGACCAUGUCAAAAGGGUACAGGUGCAGGAUGCACAGAAUAGUACCCUCAAAGCAAACAAGAAGCAGAAGAUAACAAACAUAGGCGAGCUUCAUGCUCACACAAAGAGCAAAAAAAUAUCGUGAAUUAUCAAUAGUUAUUAGGGGCAGGUCAAAUUAACCCCUUGAGUCUCUGUAGCAGUUGAUGGCAAUUUUAUCUAGCUCUCUCUUUCUGAUCUUUUUUGCAUAGCUAAUUUAUAUGUUACAUAGUCAUUUGAGUCACUUAGCAAAAACUGAACUGUUUCUCCAAGAGAGUUGCCAUUGUCUUUUAUCAACAGAGGUUUCAAAUAUAUUUUGCUUGAGAUCCAACCCUAUGAUUUUAUGAAACCAACUGGAAGAUUUGCUUGGGUUCACUGUAAUGCUGAAGUUCUUGUCAUGGCAGUUAAAGUACAUGCAUUUUUAAUUUGGAUGUGCCCAAGGCCUUUUCAACUCCACAAAAUAAUGUAAUAAUUCCACUUUAACUGCUAAUUUUGCUGUUUAGAGAGGACUACUGCAUUUCAUAUUCGGCCCUUGGUCAUAAAUGAAGACCAAGUGGAGCGAGUGGUCAGUUUUAAGUUCCUGGGUGUCAUUGUUAAGGAGAAUCUGACCUGGGGCACUCAUAUGGCAUCGUAGGUUAAGAGAGCCCAGCAGAGAUUGUACUAUCUGAGACAACAACUGAAUGAAAAAAUGCUGGUGACUUUCUACCACUGUGCUAUAGAGAGUGUCCUAACCUACUGUAUCUGUGCAUGGUUAGGUAACUGCACAGCGGCAGAUAAGAAGGUGCUCCAAAGGGUUACCACUACUGCAGAAAAUCAUUGGUUGCCCUCUCCCCUCUUUGGAAGAACCUUAUAAGUCCCUGAAACCUUAGGAAAACUCAGAGCAUUUUUAAGGAUCCAUCUCACCCAGCAUAUUAUUUUUUAGAAUUAUUACCAUCUGGCAAACCAUACAGGUGACAAAGACAAGGACAAACAGACUGAGUGAUAGCAUUUAUCCUACAGCUGUUACUAUAUUGAACUCCAUGGUUUUGCAUUGAUGUGGCAUUGAGGGCUGUGUGGUGGUGGUUGGAGUAUGGAGGGAUGGGUGUGUUGUUUUGUGAUGUGUGUUGGGGAAAGCAUUUAAUUUUGUUGUAAAAUUUACAAUGACAAUAUAGUUAUUAUAUUCUAUUCCACUGGCUCAUCAAAUUACUGACCACAGAAUUCCAUAGAAUGCAGCCAUGAUAGUUAAAAUAGACCGAUAUUUCUAUAAUUGUGUAGCAUGAAUGUGAUCCUGGUUAUUCCAACUAGCAGAAUAAAUAAUUUUGGAAACACUUCCACUUUCAGAGGGUACUGAUGGUGAAUUCAGCUUUAAACACUAUAAUGGGAAGAUAUUCCUAAUUUUUAAAAGUAACUUUUAAAACUUUUAAAAUGUUUUGUGGUCUUGUUUAGAAAUUCUCACAUCAGCUGUUUCAUGCUGCCAGCAAACAUAUUGUUAUAACAAAAGUUUAGCCCAAGGAAUUCUCCUGGUAAACCACUCAAAACCCUUAAUCCAGCAGGAAUUAAAAAGGUUGUGAAUCACUAGAUCUGUGGGUGUUGCUCUUUUCUUCUCUUCUGAAUAUAUUAAGCCCUUUCCCUUAUCAAGAUGGUAUAUAAACACUAGCUACUCUCAUAGAGUUCAUUGGAUCAAAUUGAUUUGUUGAGUCUUCUUCAGCUGGUUGUGACACAAAGCCAAGGUUUCUCUACCACCAUGAAGCUGCUUGUUCUUCUUUCCUGCAUUCUGGCUGUGGCAGUUGCUGGCCCAGUUCGAAGGUCAGCAAGCUCCAGUGAAGAGCGUCGUCGAGGUCCUCAGCCUAUGAUUCCCCCUAUGUACCCACAGUUUCCACCUCAGUUUCCAGCUCAGUUUCCACCUCAGUUUCCAGCUCAACCAAACGUUCCUCCACAGAUGAUACCUAUUCCCAUUCCCUAUGAUCCAGCUCAGAAUGCUACUGGUGGUAUCCCACUCCCGGGACCAUUUCCUGUAAAUCCUGCAGUUCCUUUCCCGGGACCAUUUCCUGGAUAUCCUUUUCCGGGCGCUUAUCCUGGAUAUCCUUUUCCGGGCUUCCCACCAGUUUUAGGGAAGUAACAUCCCAGCAGAUACACCCUCUUGGUAAUUGGGACCAAAUGUGAAAGAUGUCUUUCAAGCCAGCCUGCCUCCCUUUAACUCUUCUGAUGCAGUCUUCAAGACCCAUGUGAAAGUAUCUUGAAUGGCCCUUUAGGAAACUCCAUAUGACUAAAAAGAAUUGUGAUUCAUUUUUGACAAUAUAAUACAUCUGUAAUUGCUGAUACAUAUUUCACCUAAAGCUAUGUAAAAGCAUCAAUUUCCCAGCUACAUCAUAUUGGGAACAUUAAGCAUAGACGACUUUAGAGAAUCCUGUUUGCCUUAUGGAGUUACCUUUUAUUAACAUCAGCAUGGAAUAUUUUAUAAUCUUCUAUCACUUAACCUCCUGCCACAUGAUUUCCUAACACAGGAAAUAUAGACAUAAAUGCAUAGGUUCCAAGCUUACUGAUCAUAGAUUAAUUGCCUCACUAAUAAAUUUAGAAUCUAACAACUGUUUUAUUGCUUACUGAAAAGUGCUAUUUUUUCCUUUUAACAAUUGCAUAAAUAAAUAAUAUAAAUCAA
This is a messenger RNA of Anolis carolinensis (green anole), 3147 nucleotides long. RefSeq names its product secretory calcium-binding phosphoprotein proline-glutamine rich 1 (gene scpppq1). The transcript is spliced from 12 exons. Lineage: Eukaryota; Metazoa; Chordata; Lepidosauria; Squamata; Anolidae. The record is from RefSeq and is a predicted model, not a curated record. The coding region runs from base 2236 to 2610 and encodes 124 amino acids.